This is a messenger RNA of Pseudopipra pipra, 3910 nucleotides long. RefSeq names its product ankyrin repeat domain 13B (gene ANKRD13B). The coding region runs from base 642 to 2969 and encodes 775 amino acids. The record is from RefSeq and is a predicted model, not a curated record. Gene Ontology annotation, cellular component: cytoplasm. The transcript has 15 exons. Gene Ontology annotation, molecular function: protein binding. NCBI's taxonomy places the organism in Eukaryota, Metazoa, Chordata, Aves, Passeriformes, Pipridae.
UCCCCAGAGUGGGGACCCUCAUCCCACCCAGUGCUGGGGCCAGGCUGCAGCUGGGGAGCCCUGCUGAGCCUGCAGCACCCGCCCCCAGCUGGGGGGCAAUAGCUUUAAUUAGAGUCAUUUCAUUAACACAAUUAAGAAGCAGCAGUCGCCUGGAGAGCGAUGGAGCAGCACAUUGACUCCCGGGAAACUGGGGGGCUGUUUUGCUCUGGCACUGUGGACACACUGGGGGGCCCCCCUGCCUGGUGAGUCCCUGGGGAUGCAGCCCAUGGGAAUGCCCAGCGUGGACAGGGAUGGGGACAUUCCUGGGACAGCAGGACUGCAGGACAUGCCUGGAGAGAGGCAGGGACAUGCUGUGGGUGAGACCCUGGGCACUGGGGAGCCCACACCCCAUCUCUGCCCAUGCCAAAACACUUGUCUGCCCAGUCUCAGCUGGCCUCUUUGAGUCCUGCACCCCCAGUUUGUUCUCCUGGAGGUGACCUCCCCAAAACCCAUGAUUUGGGGUUUGUCUCACAACCUCCCGCCCUGGCAGCAUCGGAGUGCCCCUCUCUGGGCACAAGGCUUCUACGCCAGCUGGGUGCUGGGGACGCAGAGGGUGGGCCAGGCCCCCCUGAGCUGUGUCCCCUGCCCUGGGCACGGGUGUGAUGCUGCUCCUCACAUGGGGAGCGGGGCCCGUGGGUGUUGGGGGUGCCCACCGCCACCGCUCAAGGGAUUCCUCGGGGCUGGCUGGGUGCCAGGCUCCGGGUUUGGCACAAACAACGGCAGCCCCAGCGGCGGCUCCCCAGGGCCCCGGGGAUCCUCCGAGCAGCCGCUCCGCUCCCGCAGCCGCCCGCCCCCGGCUCAGGCUCAGGCAGGGGAACACGUGCGCCCGCCGCAGCCCACGCCGGCGCCCGCCGCAGCCCACAUCGCCCGCCGCGCUCCCGGCCCCGGUGGAGGGGGGCUGCCGGCAGCUGCUGCCUGGCAACUGGGCACAGCCCCCCCCAAAUCCCAGAGGUGCGGGCUUUUCCCGAGCUUGCCAGCUGCAUCAAGAUGUGCAGAGCUGUGUGCACUGCGCCAGGGGCAUCCGUGCCCCUGCUGCCAUGCCAUGCCCCUGCUCCGUGCCUGCGUCGGGGGUGCAGUCCAGCCUGACCGUGCCGAGCUGUGCUGGGUGCUGGCAGCCACCACCGUAUGGCAGUGGCUGCAGGGAGCAGGAAGAGGCUUUUGAGGCCGACAUCGAGCAGCUGGACCCCCGAGGACGCACCCCACUGCAUCUGGCCACCACACUGGGCCACCUCGAGUGUGCCAGGGUGCUGCUGAAGCAUGGAGCUGACGUGGGCAAGGAGAACCGCAGUGGAUGGACAGUCCUGCAGGAGGCUGUGAGCACCCGUGACCUGGAGCUGGUGCAGCUGGUCCUGCGCUACCGCGACUACCAGAGAGCCAUCAAGCGCCUGGCCGGGAUCCCCGUCCUGCUGGAGAAACUGCGCAAGGCCCAGGACUUCUACGUGGAGAUGAAGUGGGAGUUCACCAGCUGGGUGCCUCUGGUGUCCAAGAUCUGCCCCAGUGACACCUACAAGGUGUGGAAGAGCGGCCAGAACCUGCGGGUGGACACCACACUGCUGGGCUUCGACCAUAUGACCUGGCAGCGGGGCAACCGCAGCUUUGUCUUCCGAGGACAAGACACCAGUGCGGUGGUGAUGGAGAUUGACCACGACCGGCGGGUGGUCUACUCGGAGACGCUGGCCCUGGCCGGCCACGACCAGGAGGUGCUGCUGGCUGCUGUGCAGCCCACGGAGGAGCAGGUGAUGGGGCGGCUGACAGCCCCCGUUGUCACCACCCAGCUCGACACCAAGAACAUCGCCUUCGAGAGGAACAAGUCCGGGAUCCUGGGCUGGAGGAGCGAGAAGACAGAAAUGGUGAAUGGGUACGAGGCCAAGGUCUAUGGCGCAUCCAACGUGGAGCUGAUCACGCGGACGCGGACUGAGCACCUCUCGGACCAGCACAAGGGCAAGAGCAAAGGCUGUAAGACCCCUCUACAGUCCUUCCUGGGCAUCGCUGAGCAGCAUGUGGGGCCCAACAACGGGACACUGAUCACGCAGACGCUGAGCCACGCCAACCCCACCGCCAUCACCCCUGAGGAAUAUUUCAACCCCAACUUCGAGCUGGGCAACCGGGACAUGGGACGGCCCAUGGAGCUCACCACCAAGACACAGAAGUUCAAGGCGAAGCUGUGGCUGUGUGAGGACCACCCCCUGUCCCUCUGCGAGCAGGUUGCCCCCAUCAUCGACCUCAUGGCAAUAAGCAACGCGCUCUUCGCCAAACUGCGGGACUUCAUCACCCUGCGCCUCCCGCCCGGCUUCCCUGUCAAGAUCGAAAUCCCCAUCUUCCAUAUCCUCAACGCCCGCAUCACCUUUGGCAACCUCAACGGGUGUGACGAGCCCGUCAGUUCCCUGCGGCACAGCCCCAGCAGUGAGGCGCCCUCACCCAGCAGCGACUCCUCCAGCGUCAGCAGCUCCAGCUCCCUCACCUCGUGCCGAGCGUGCGAGAUGGACCCGGCGCUGUUCGAGGUGCCGCGGGGGUACAGCGUGGUGGGCACCCACCAGGAUGCCCUGAGGGAGGAUGAGGAUGACCUGCUGCAGUUUGCCAUCCAGCAGAGCCUGCUGGAAGCUGGCAGCGAGUACGACCAGGUGACCAUUUGGGAAGCACUGACCAACAGCAAGCCGGGCACCCACCCUAUGUCGCACGAAGGCCGCCGGGGAGACAGGUUGGACUCCCCAGCACACGGCGGCCCCCCGUCCCCCCGUCGCCCCGUCCCCGGGGGGGGGCAGGGGGCCCAGCGCCCUGUUCCCCAGCUACGCAGAGCAGCUGCGUCUGGCCAUGGCCCUGUCGGCGCGGGAGCAGGAGGAAGCGGAGCGCCGGACGCGGCAGGAGGAAGAGGAUCUGCAACGGAUCCUGCAGCUCUCGCUGACGGAGAAGUGACCCCGCGCCCCCACUGAGCCCCUCACCCACCCCAGUGGGGAUGGGGACACGGCCAGUGUCUGGGGGCACAGAGGGGGAGUGGGUUGGGGGGAGCCAGUCCAAGAACUGCAGAGGGCAAAUGGGGAGGCGGGGCAGGAUUUGGCCCUGGUAUGGGGGAGAAUGUCGCCAGAGCUGGGGCAGCACUGGGUGGGGUGGGGGCACCCCACAGCAGGACGGGUUGGGAGUGGGUGUCAACCCCGCACCUGGGGUGGCAGGAACCAGGGAGGGCAACUGCACAGACUGUAUCCCCUCCCCAGGACAGCCCUGGCCCCCCACAACUGCCCUAUGGGGUGCUGCUCAGCACCUCACCCCAGGAAGGUGGUGGGGGCACAUCCUGCCCCAGAUGGGUGGGGCUGCCAGUUGCGUGGGGUCCCGGGGUACCCCCAGAGCUGGGGGGCUCUGCCCAGUCCCCUCUUCCGCCCCUUGCCCAGGCGCUACCAAGUGCACUUACCCGGGAGCUGCUCUGCCUGCCAGGGGGUGGGGGGGACUCAGCCCCAUUGCACCCCAUAGCCAGUGUGGGGCUGCACAGCCGCCCUCCACCACAGUGUGGGGGUUCUGCUGGGGCAGCUGAGGGGGUGCCUGUGAGAGACCGCCCGGUGUCACCCCCCCUUACCCCCUGCUCACACCCCUCCACCCUGCUCAGAUGCCCCCCCUUGGCAGCGCUGCACCCCCUCGUCCCGGGCACUGACCCCGAGAGAAACCUUACGUCAAAUGGUGCUAACCCCGGCCCCCCGCCCCGGCUGCUCCCCCUUUGCACACGGGGGGCCGGGGGCUGCGGGGUGGGGGGCUGGGCUCACUCCCCUGGGACUUUUCAUAGCCUCCCACCCACCCACGCACCCCACAGCAACAUCUGGGCCAGGGCCGGGGGAGCCCGAGCAGCUCCGACCGCGGCCAACACCAAUAAAUGCUCUUUAAUGUU